This is a messenger RNA of Pyricularia grisea, 354 nucleotides long. RefSeq lists its product as uncharacterized. Bases 1 to 354 code for a protein of 117 amino acids. Lineage: Eukaryota; Fungi; Ascomycota; Sordariomycetes; Magnaporthales; Pyriculariaceae. The transcript has a single exon. The record is from RefSeq and is a predicted model, not a curated record.
AUGGCCAUCGCUCUGGCCCUCCUUCCCGACGCCGCUCUUGGAUUGACUCAAAAAUGCAUCAUCACAAUCCGAAAAGCCGAUCCUGCGCUGGGACAGGACACCUUGUACGAUCUGGUCAGCCUGGCACCGAAUUCCGACCUCACUUUUGGCAAAAUCCCCGCAUCUAUGACUGAAGUCACUUUUGGAGUCGACGAGAAGUGUCAAGCGCGGCUCGUCCGGGGGGAUUUGUCACGGCCGUAUGAAUAUAAAGGCAUGCAGAAUCCGCUUUAUGGUUUGGAUGGCCCGGAUUUUGUCAAGAAGUUACAAGCUUGGAGGAGGAAGCCGGAGAACAGUAUAAAUUUUUCGUUGUGGUGA